GAGAUCGAUUGGGUCAAAUCACUCAAGGGACUCAAUUAAGACCGGUCCAAAUCCACGAUCUAGUCUUACCUUAUAGGCUUAUAGGUUACAUUGGUUUUAAAAUUCCCGAGAAAAAUGAUCGAAGCAGAAAAUAUUGAAGAUCAAAGUGGGCUACGUCCAGAUGGUAGGCGAGCAUUAGAAUUAAGGCAGAUUCGUGUAAAAAUGGGUGUUUUUGGUCAAGCCGAUGGAAGUGCUUAUAUCGAACAGGGUAACACUAAAAUUUUGGUUACAGUAUAUGGGCCUCAUCAGCCAAGAGGUUCUACAGGAAGGAAUACAACUAAAGGCAUAGUGAAUUGUCAAUAUAGCAUGGCGGUAUUUAGUUUAUCUUCUGGAGAACGUAAACGCAAACCAAGAGGAGACAGAAAGUCGCAAGAAAGAUCUCUUCAAUUAAAACACGCAAUGGAAGCCAUAAUACAUUUAGAAAUAUAUCCACGUUCACAGAUAGAUAUUUAUGUAGAAGCAUUACAAGUUGAUGGAAGUGAAUAUUGUGCAUCUGUAAAUGCAGCUACACUUGCUUUAAUUGAUGCUGGAAUUCCUAUCAAGAAUUAUGCCAUAGGUUGCACUGUAACAUUAAUUAAUAAUCCAUCUUCGGAAGAUGAAGAUAAUACAUUAGGGAGAGGAGUUCUGGAUGCAAAUUAUCUAGAAGAAUGUGCUCCUGGUGUUACUUUGUCUGUUGUUGCAUUACCGAAUAGUGAUAGUACAUCAAAAGAUGGUUUGAUAGUAGUAGCACAAGGAGCAGGCCAAAGGUUGCAUUUGUCUCAAUUUGAGUCUUUAAAAGCUCGUGUAUUAUAUGGAUGUCAAGAUAUAAAAACUAUUUUAGAUCACGCAGUUAGACAAUAUUUAACAGAACAAUCACUUCCUUCUCUUUUUCAUGUUGCAUUAAAUUAGAUAUAUUAAUAAAAAAUUGUACACGAAAAAUGUCAGGUAAUACACAAUUUUUUUCAUAAAAAUCACAUACAAAAUUUUUUUUAAAUAUAUUUAUCUUAUAAAGAAUAUAUAUAUAUUUUAUCAAACACUAUAAUUGUACACCAUCUUUUUUCUUUAAAGUAAUAUCCACAUUUCUUUUAGAAUAUUUAUAUUCAUUCGUUUUCCCCUUCUUGCAUCUCAAACCUUAGCACCAGGGUACCUUUCCAUAAUCAUACCAACACCCUAUAAUUUAUAUAGUUAUUAAAAUAAAGCUACUUGAUAUAAAUAUAAGAUGAUAAUAAUUGUGAA
Bombus pascuorum is the source of this 1254-nucleotide messenger RNA. RefSeq names its product exosome complex component RRP41 (gene Ski6). Gene Ontology annotation, cellular component: nuclear exosome (RNase complex); nucleolus; cytoplasmic exosome (RNase complex). Gene Ontology annotation, biological process: nuclear mRNA surveillance; rRNA catabolic process; poly(A)-dependent snoRNA 3'-end processing. The record is from RefSeq and is a predicted model, not a curated record. Bases 115 to 927 code for a protein of 270 amino acids. NCBI's taxonomy places the organism in Eukaryota, Metazoa, Arthropoda, Insecta, Hymenoptera, Apidae. The transcript is spliced from 3 exons.